Melanotaenia boesemani (Boeseman's rainbowfish) is the source of this 4169-nucleotide messenger RNA. RefSeq names its product suppressor of tumorigenicity 14 protein homolog (gene st14). Bases 313 to 2838 code for a protein of 841 amino acids. NCBI's taxonomy places the organism in Eukaryota, Metazoa, Chordata, Actinopteri, Atheriniformes, Melanotaeniidae. Gene Ontology annotation, biological process: acrosome reaction; proteolysis. The record is from RefSeq and is a predicted model, not a curated record. Gene Ontology annotation, molecular function: serine-type endopeptidase activity; protein binding. The transcript is spliced from 20 exons.
CUGCAGCAUCCAGAAACGGUCAGCAGGGGGAACACAUGCCAAGGAAAAAAGAGCAGAAUUACCUCAAACAGAGAAACAGGUAAGUUGGGCGUGGCUAACAGGGGUGUGUGAGGAAAAGGCCGGUAUCAGGUAGAUCAGCAUUCCCAUACCCACGACACGACACGAGAAGAGGCUUCGAUUAACUUCAAACAAAUACGUUUUUACUUUACUGAACUGCACUCUUUGGGGAGAGAAAAAGGUAAAACAAAAAAAAGUUACAAACUAAAAGUCGUCUCGGAUCGUGUUGGAUUCCAGGUGGAUUUUGUCCUGAAGAUGAACUCUGCCAGAUAUGAAUACGACAGCCACAAUGGCCGCUCUGAGCGCAUCGACUUCUUAACAAGCAAAGAGAAGGUACCAAAGAAGAGGAAUAUCGGCAUCCUGAUUGGCGUUCUUGUGGCGUUUCUCAUCCUCGCAGCUGUCGCAGCAUUCCUAAUUUGGCUUUUUGUUUUUAAAGAUGCUGAAUCAGACGGCAUCACUGGAAAGCUACUCACCAAAUCAGAACAGGUGUUCAGUGGACGAAUGAAGCUGCAGAAUGUGCCAUAUAACCAAAAUCUGGAGAACGCCCAAAGUCAAGAAUUCCAGCAAUUGUCUAAUAAAUUGGAGGCAGUUCUGGGGGAGCUGUACCAGACUGAUCCAUUUCUUGCAAAAUACUACACUAAAUCUACAGUCACUGCAUUCAGCGAAGGUGUGAUGGCCUAUUACUGGUCCCAGUUUGACAUUCCACCCAGUGACUUGGAGAUCGUGCCAGAGUUCUCAGAAGAGCGGAUAUUGGAUGCACUGGAAGGUGGCAUUAAGGAUCAGCGCAUGAGGUUUAGCAGCAGUGGUAUCCAAAUCACUGAGGUCACUGCCUCACUCACAGAUGCUCGCAUGGCCAGGGACCCCAGAGAUGAAGACUGUUUCUACACCCUGGAAGCUGUUGAGAAGGCGGAAACAUUUACAUCCCCGGGAUACCCUCAGCACUAUCCCUCAAAGUCUCGGUGUCAGUGGCAAAUCCGAGCCUCAGAGGAGGACACAAUAUCUGUCAGUUUUCCCUAUUUCAACAUUGAAGAUGACUGCUCCAAUGAUUUUGUCUCCACCUUUGACUCUUUGAGUCCUGACUAUUCUCGGGCCAUCACAAAGAAAUGUGGUCAAAGGCUUCCCUCCAAUCCUCUGGAGGUGGUGUCAUCUGGCAACAUCAUGCUGAUUACCUUUAUUACUGACGCUAAGGUUCAGAAACCUGGCUUUGAAGCCAGUUAUAGAUCCAUCCCAAAGACUAAAGUCCAAACAUGUGGUGGUAUCCUUUCUGGAAAUAAUGGAAGUUUUACUUCACCACUUCACCCCAGCUUCUAUCCACCUUCCACAGACUGCAAAUGGACCAUCCAGGUCAGUCAAGGGAAAGAGGUACGGGUGAACUUUAAGCUAUUCCUCAUUAAGGAGCCAGGUGUGGACGUCCGUGUGUGUCACAAAGACUAUGUGGAAAUUAUGGGAACCAAGUACUGUGGAGAAGUGUCCUCUUUGUCUUUGACCAGUAGCACCAACGUCCUAGAUGUGUCCUUUCAUUCUGAUAAGUCCUACACUGACAAAGGCUUCAUUGCAGAGUACACCGCCUAUGAUCCAGCUAACCCUUGCCCUGACAUGUUUGCUUGUAAAACUGGCAUUUGCAUCGCAAAUUCACUGAAGUGCGACGGCUGGAACGACUGCGGCGAUAUGAGCGAUGAGAAGCAGUGCCAAUGUGAUAAGGAUCAGUUUUCCUGCAGUAAUGGUUUGUGCAAACCAAAGCUCUGGGUGUGUGAUCGUAACAACGACUGCGGAGAUGGAAGCGAUGAGAAACUAUGCAGUUGUGAGCCAAAUGAGUGGCGCUGUGGGAAUGGGGUUUGCUUGCCCCAGGAUGUUGUGUGCAACAAUAAAAUGGACUGUGAAGAUGGAAGUGAUGAGGCCUCAUGUAAAUCCUCUCCAGGUAUGUGCUCCGACUUCAGCUUUGUAUGUAGUAACAAAGAAUGUGUCAACAAGGUGAAUGCCGAAUGUGACCGAGUCAACGACUGUUCCGAUAACUCGGAUGAGGCUAAUUGUGAUUGUGGUACUAGGCCAUACAAGCUGAAUCGCAUUGUAGGAGGGCAGAAUGCUGAGCUUGGAGAGUGGCCCUGGCAGGUCAGCCUUCACUUCAUGACUAAAGGGCAUGUUUGCGGUGCCUCAGUUAUCUCUAAGACGUGGCUCCUUUCCGCCGCCCACUGCUUUGUCUCCAUCACCUCUCCACAGAACCAUGUUGCAUCAAACUGGCAAACCUACAGUGGCAUGCAGGACCAGAUAAAGAUGGAUGGUGUUCUACGUAAAGUUAAGAGGAUAGUUCCUCACCCGGAUUACAAGGAAGACACCAGUGACUACGAUAUUGCGCUGCUUGAGCUGAGUGUGCCUUUGGAGUACACCAACACCAUCCAACCCAUCUGCCUACCCUCUUCCUCCCACGUCUUCCCCGCAGGCAUGUCCUGCUGGAUCACAGGCUGGGGUGUACUCCGAGAAGGAGGUCAAACUGCACAGAUCCUUCAGAAGGCAUUAGUGAAAAUCAUCAAUGACACUGUGUGCGACGCAGUCACCAACAACCAAGUCACUUCCAGGAUGCUCUGCAGUGGAUUCUUGGCUGGAGGAGUUGACGCAUGCCAGGGAGACUCCGGAGGUCCCCUGGCAUGUUUCGAAGAGAGUGGGAAGUGGUUCCAGGCCGGCAUAGUGAGCUGGGGCGAGGGCUGUGCUCGUCGGAACAAGCCCGGUGUCUACUCACGCGUCACCAAGCUUAGAGACUGGAUCAAAAAGGAGUCAGGGAUUUGAUGAUGAUGUGAGGAGCAGGGAGGGAUGCAGAGUGGGGAACAUCAGAGAGCUAAAAAUAAUGGAGGCGGAACAUUUUAGUCUGAUUUGGGACAAGUCUCUCGGAGAUUUAUUCAUUUAGCAGCAGGCUGAGGAUGCUGUUGCAUGGGACCCAGCUUCUCACAUGAAUGACUUUAUGAACUAUAUCUGGUUGCCAGUCCCCUCAGGAGCUCCUUCAAUCCACACUUUCACACACUUACACUACAUUGUAUUUCUUUUUGUAAAGUUUUUAGACUUUUGUUGCCAUAUUGUUUCAUGCCUCCAUGAGUUUUAAAUUUAAAUUUCAGAUAUAGAUUCAGAACAUUUUUACAGAGCUUUUAAAAGUGAUUUAAUGUUUGUUUUUAAGAUUUACUGUCUUCUUUAUCUAAACUGGUUUAAAGCUUUCAGCUUUUUACUAGAGUGAACAUUCCUGUUACUUAAGGGCUCAGGCAGUAAUUGCCUAUAAAUUUAGGGAUUAUUUGACAAAUACUAAAGUGAAGGGGAGAAAAAAACAAAAAAGAGCCAAUGCAAUAUUCACAUUGAAGCAUUUUAAUAUCAUGCUAUAUGCAUGAAAACCAGAAGCUGCCUGCAAGGUAAAAAGUGCAUAAAUCAAUAUAAAAGCCUGCCGUUUGUUUUGGAAAACAACCAGCAGUAAAUUUAACAGAUUUGUAAUCGUUGAACUAAAAUAAGUAAAAGUACCAGUGUGUUCCUUGAAAAUUGACACUUGAGUGAUUCCUGAGUUUAGCAGGCAUCUCAGAUAAUUAUUUCUCUUCUAUAUUUCCAUGUACUUACUGGACUUGCUAGAAUGGGUGGGCGGAGGAUGACUACUGGGUACAAGUCUCAAUUUAAACUCGGGAGGAUUUGUGUCUUCAGACACCUGAGAGACAAAGUCAAUCACUGGUUAUUCUUAUUCUUAUACUUUUUUUUUUUUUUUUUACUCACACCCCAUUAAUAAACCCAACAAAUUUCACUUGAUGGCUUCUAUGACACUAUUUGUCAAACUUUAAAACUGUGUCUCCCUGAAUUGCAUAUUAAAGACUUGCAUAAAUAUUUAUUGAAGGGUGGAAGAUUAGGAAGAAAUUAUUGAGAUUAUCCAUCAGGUUGCCUAUUUAAGUAGUUAUGUCAUGACUUUUAAACUAUGCAAGUGUAAAUUUGUAUUAAGUAACCAUUGGAGAGGCCACAUCUUUUAGAAGAUAUUUUACUGAUGCAUACUGUGAUUUGGAUUUUAAACUUUCUCUGUCUCUCUUUGUGUAUGCGUUUUUAUCUGUUUUUUUUUUUUUACAUUGGAGUCAUGGUAAUAAACAUCUUUUCUCUGA